UCUGACCAAAAAGUUCCGUCGUGUGAGAUAAACUUUUGGAGUGGUUAGUGAUGGGUGUUGAAGAUCCUAAUGUGUUGGCUAUGGUAGAAUUCGAGGUCUUCGGACAAGUCCAAGGUUGCUACUUUACAAAAUAUUGCAAGGAGAUGGCUGAAGCACUGGGCAUCGGAGGCUGGGUAAAAAACUCAAAAAAAGGCACCAUUGUUGGAAAAAUCCAGGGAACUAAGGCACAGUUGGAUCAAAUGAUAGAGUGGUUGAAAACAACGGGAUCUCCUGGCUGCAAGAUCGAGAAGUGCGAGCUCACCAACUGGGAGUACGUAGCGAAGAUCGCCUACACAGACUUUAGCGUACGAUUCUAGAUAUAGUCAUACUUUUUACCUAUACCUUUUAAAUAAAGUAUUUUUUUACUUA
Molecule: messenger RNA, 408 nt
Organism: Manduca sexta (tobacco hornworm)
Lineage: Eukaryota; Metazoa; Arthropoda; Insecta; Lepidoptera; Sphingidae
Product: acylphosphatase-2-like
Exons: 3
Coding region: 51-356 (101 amino acids)
Molecular function (GO): acylphosphatase activity
Source: RefSeq, a predicted model, not a curated record